Messenger RNA from Setaria italica (foxtail millet), 1061 nucleotides. Its product is annotated as RNA-binding protein Y14A. Gene Ontology annotation, biological process: RNA splicing. Gene Ontology annotation, molecular function: mRNA binding. Bases 102 to 713 code for a protein of 203 amino acids. The transcript has 4 exons. Lineage: Eukaryota; Viridiplantae; Streptophyta; Magnoliopsida; Poales; Poaceae. Gene Ontology annotation, cellular component: exon-exon junction complex; cytoplasm; nucleus. The record is from RefSeq and is a predicted model, not a curated record.
UGAAAAUUCCAUAACCCGGCCGACUCGCGAUUCCCAAACCCCCAACCCAAACCCUUCUCCUCCUCGAACCCUAUCCAACCCAAUCCCCGGCGGCGGCGGCGAUGGCGGCCGUGACCAACGCCGACGUGGAGGUGGUCGACUUCGACCUCGACGACGACGACCUCAUGGACGAGGACGCCGGGGCGGAGCCCUCGCCGGCCCCCGCCCCCACGUCCCGCCUCCGCUCCACCAUCGCGGGCGACGACGCGCCGCGUAAGACCAAGGGCCGUGGCUUCCGCGACGACCCCAACUCCUCGUCCGCCCCCCGCGACUCGCGCUUCGGCGCUGGGGGACGCGGCGAUUUCGACUCCCUCGGCUCCGGCGGCGGCCCGGCGCCCAUCCGAUCAAUUGAAGGAUGGAUUGUGCUGGUCACUGGAGUUCACGAAGAAGCACAAGAAGAUGACCUUCACAAUGCUUUCCGAGAAUUUGGGCAGGUCAGAAACCUGCAUUUGAACUUGGAUCGUCGUACUGGAUUUGUCAAGGGGUAUGCUUUGAUUGAAUAUGAGAACUUUGAAGAAGCUCAGGCUGCAAUAAAAGAACUGGAUGGAACUGAGCUUUAUGCCCAAAUAAUAAGUGUUGAUUGGGCAUUUAGCAGUGGUCCUGCUAAGCGCAGAAACACUCAAAAGAGACCACCACCAAGAUAUCGUUCAAGGUCCCCCAGGAGGACACACUGAUCUGUCCCCAGCAUGCCAUGAAAUUGCUAGGACUAAAUGGAGUAGUGCAAGAAGUCUAGGGAUUCCAGUUGUUUCCUUGGUGUACCAUCUGAGUUUGAUGGUUGUUAGGUUGCCUGCUGUUUUCAAUGUACGAUACUUUGUAACUCUUCGUCUGGUCGAUGGAGGUUCGUUUAACACUAUGUUUGGCAUGCCAGUUUGAGAUGAUUGUAACCGUGGAUCCUUUGCAUCUUUGACUAGUGGUGUGUUGGAAUUGGAUGAUCAUCUUGCUAUGUAGUUCUGUUCGUUAUUGCCUCACUCCGUUGAUCGGAAAAGGGAUGAUUUUAAUAAUAGUGCCAAAAUAUUUAUUUC